AUGGUCAAAGACUGGACCCUAGUGCACGAUGAGAUUUGCAGGCUCUACUACCAGGACAACAGGCCUCUUGCCGAGGUUAGGCGCCUAGUCAAGGGUAAAUUUGGGGUUAUUGCAUCCGAGAGAUCAUAUCGAACCCAGCUGGUGAAAUGGGGCUACACAAAGUACAACACCCAGGCCUCCCUAAAGCUAGAUAGGGCUCCGCGUUCCGUCUAG
Lasiosphaeria miniovina is the source of this 213-nucleotide messenger RNA. RefSeq lists its product as uncharacterized. NCBI's taxonomy places the organism in Eukaryota, Fungi, Ascomycota, Sordariomycetes, Sordariales, Lasiosphaeriaceae. Bases 1 to 213 code for a protein of 70 amino acids. The transcript is spliced from 2 exons. The record is from RefSeq and is a predicted model, not a curated record.